AUCAGACACCUAAGGCCAAGAAAAUAAAAAUUGUUACAGAAGCAAAACAAAGUUUACAGGUUUAUUAUGGUUAUCUUCCCAUUAAAAUACUAACCUGUAGAGCAGACAUUGCAAGAUGGGUAUCGUUCGAAGUCCAGAGAAUGGUAUGAAUAAUCCCUCAAUAAGCUACCUGUGAAACAAACCAAAAACAAACAAAAUCAAGCUGAGUCGAGCAAAGGAUAUCUUGGGCAGUCUCACAACUUUGCAGCAUCAAAAAGCUUGGGGAGAACUCGAUAAGUUUUCGAGGAGCGCCAAGACAAAUAAAAUUGACUGCAAUGAAGGGACAAAGAACCAAAGAGAGAAAGGUAAAGAGACACGCCAAUAGAAUCUACAGGUUAACCGCGAAAGGCACCGCGAAGCAGACUGAUAUUGACAAGAGGUCACGGCAAUCAGACUGACAACAUAGCCAAAAAUACAACCGAAACUUGAUCUAUUUUAACGACCUAGAAGCAGUACUAAGUAUGAACCACUUCAAAGUGAAAUGCGGCACAAGGAUUGUAAGUUGCACUCGAGACCAAAUAAACGCCUCUACAAGCCUCAGUUUCAACAAACAAAAGUCAUUUUCACAUUGAAGAAACGCCAUUUUGAAAGGGACGUUUUGAUUGGCUGGUGGCCGAAGCACCGUAGUCCCAUUUUCCGGCCUUCCCUUUAACAAAUUAUAUGAAACAUGAUAAUAAUUUAAGUAUUUUCCGAAAAGCGAAAGCCUUUUAAAAAAUUUCAAAUUUUAAAAUCAAUUAUGUUGACUGAAGGAGAAGGAUUGACGUCGUUUCAAGCCGUUCUACGUAAGAUUGACGUCAGCUGAUAAAAGCUCAGCGUCUAUUGGCUGGCCGUUGACAGCUGACGAUCGUUCUCAACACCUCACCAUUUCCAGUUCCAGUUUUCAAACACGUCUCGGUUCAGUUUCGCUUUUUGAAGUAUAAAGUUAGUUUAAAGUAAGUGAAAACCUUAGAAUACGUGAAGAAUCGUUUAGAAACAGGAUUGAAGUAUAACUCUUUUCUAAUUCAGGUAACCACUAGCCCGGAAUAGUCCAAGAUGAGUGAAAGAGAGGACGUUGUGGCGGAAGACCGUUGCUUUCUCAAGAACAGUCUGACGGCCUGUCUAAAGAGGCUCGAUGAAAGUAAGAUUGAUGAGCUGGUACAAAGUAUGCUAGAUGAUGGAAUCAACAAAGACAGUGUGGAAUUUGUGGAAGCAGCUAACCUCGAGUUGCUUGGCUUUGACAAAUAUCAAGCAAAAGCUGUGAUUCAACACUGGGAGAAGUCUAAGGGAGCUGAGGGUACAGUUGAUCCUUUGCAAGCUCGCCAGACCAAUACAUUUAAUUUGGAUCCACAACCUGGAACUUCCAGAAGUUUUCAAGAGAAUCCAGCAGGAAAAAGUUUUAUUGAUGUUUCCAAUUUCCAGUUAAACUGGGACCUGAUCUACCGGCAGACAUACAAAGGCAUCAAAGCUGGAGAUAUCAUAAAGAAUAAGGGCUGCUUCGAGCCAAAACACAGAGCAAAUGUAGCUCAUGAAAUAAUACGCCAGGCUAUUGAUGCCAAUGUUUCAAAUUUGUCAAGAGAUACUAUAGAAAAAAUUUACUAUGGGCCUGUGCUGAGGAAGCACGAAGAUGCUUUCAAGACUGAGCUGGCAAGCGGAGAGAAAAGUUCAGGUGGUUUCUUACAUGUACUGAAGUAUUGCUUUGAUAAUCAGAAGAGGCCAGACAGAAAUAGGCACCUGCAGCCACAAGAUUUCUUGACAAAGCAGUAUGAGCAGCCAAGAGGAAAGUUUUCUUAUUGCUGUGUGAGGUGGAGGGCGAAGGAUGACAUUCCAGACCAGACUCCUGAAACAGUGAAAGAGCAACAAGAAAAAAUGAAGAAGGAAUUUGUAGAAACAAGGCCAAAAUUUUGGGAUUGGACCAAGUUGUCUGAUAUGAUUAAAAACUGUUACAAAGCCCAAAGAGAAAUGAUAAAUAAGAACAUUUCUGAUGCUUUACAGGAACAGAAGAAACAACUGGCACAGAAAAGAAAGCGAUCAUCUAAAGAAACUGAACGCCGCAAUGAAGAGGCUGAGGACGAAGUUGGGCUGGAGCCAGCAGUAACAAUAAGUCAAGUUGCUGAUGAGUGGCCUUUUUUGUUUUCAUACCACGGAAUGCUUAUUCAUUUUGAAAUACUGACUGGUGUUGAGUUAGAGAAAGAACUUCAAACUUGCAAACAGAGUCUUAAGUGGGAAGUUUUGCUUGACUUUUUCAAGACUACAAAAGAUGAUGAUGGAUUCUACAGUGAGGUUUGUAGAAAAUUGGAAAAACACAAACAGAAAAAGCCUGAUGGUGACGAUGAAUUUAGAGCAAUUAUUUUGAUGAUUACAAAAUAUUUCAAUGAAAGUAGCUUUGUGGAAAUUGUAGAGGAAACUGUGACCUUGGAAGUACUCAACAGUACACACACAGCACCGCAGUACCCUUCUCUGACAGCCCCAGGAAAGGAUGGCUGCAUCUUCAAGGCCAAGAAAUUCUUUCUUGGGGUUGAUUCGGAGUUCCAUUAUUCUUUCCCAAAUUUUGAAAGAGCAGCUUGUUGUGUAUUUAUGAUGUAUUUUGUGUUCAAUCUGGACUACGCUCCUGAAUCACAAAUUUCACUGGAGUUCCUGCAGAGGUACAUAUUCGGUAUGGACCCGCCUCAAGGCAACAAGAGGCCAGUACGGGAACGGCACCAGAAAACCAAGAUCAGAUAUUCUACCAAAGUUGUCCACGAUGAUGUUGCAAGGCUCAUCUCCAAGCUUAAAGUCCUGCGCAACCAGAAGGAAAAGGAAAACAACCCAACUCAAAGUGAAGAGUCUUCCUCUGCUUCUUCUCAAGAACCUGAAACAGAUUAGAGAGAGAUUAGCAUAAUGAAUAGUCCAGGCAAGACAUAGGAGAUUUUGUGUCUAUUUGAUGAUAAAUGUAAUAGUUUAAUUACAAAAGUAAUGAAAAUUAAAUUAAUUGAAUCAUAAAUGAUCUGAAUAGAGAGAGGUUGGAAUAAUGAAUAGUCCAGGCAAGACAUAGGAGAUUUUAUCUCUAUUUGAUGAUAAAUCUAAUUGUUUAAAUACCAAAGUAAUGAAAAUAAAAUGAAUUGAAUCAUAAAUGCUCUGAAUAGAGAGAGGUUGGAAUAAUGAAUAGUCCAGGCAAGACAUAGGAGGAGAUUUUAUCUCUAUUUGAUGAUAAAUCUAAUUGUUUUAAUACCAAAGUAAUGAAAAUAAAAUGAAUUGAGUC
Thrips palmi is the source of this 3256-nucleotide messenger RNA. RefSeq lists its product as uncharacterized. NCBI's taxonomy places the organism in Eukaryota, Metazoa, Arthropoda, Insecta, Thysanoptera, Thripidae. Bases 1072 to 2880 code for a protein of 602 amino acids. The record is from RefSeq and is a predicted model, not a curated record. The transcript has 5 exons.